Syngnathoides biaculeatus (alligator pipefish) is the source of this 2982-nucleotide messenger RNA. Its product is annotated as TBC1 domain family member 15. The transcript has 11 exons. Bases 1663 to 2982 code for a protein of 439 amino acids. The record is from RefSeq and is a predicted model, not a curated record. Gene Ontology annotation, biological process: activation of GTPase activity. Gene Ontology annotation, molecular function: GTPase activator activity. Lineage: Eukaryota; Metazoa; Chordata; Actinopteri; Syngnathiformes; Syngnathidae.
GACAGCUGGGAUAGGCUCCAGCACUCCCCGCGACCCUCGUGAGGAUGAGCGGAAAAGAAAAUGGAUGGAUGCAUGGAUUUUCAGUGCAGGACAACAGCGGCAAAAGAAGCACACAAAUGUGUCCGUCGGAAGAAAGACGGCGCACCCAGAUGUUUUGUGCAGGUGUCGGACGCGAUGCCGUUUUCGGGAAUUUACUCUCCGGAUUCUAGUCCGACGAAAUUACAAUUUCUUUCUCCGGAAAGGAACAGAGCAGAAGUUUCAUAAGUGGCCACGACACAGGAAGUGAGUUGACAAAGCCAUUGACAUCUUGUGCAAGAGGCAGAAAGACAACUCCCCCACUACGACACUAGGAAGUCAUACACAGUGCUAACUUUUACAAAAAAAAAAAAAAAAUGAUUACAUACAGAUAUGAUUUCGUCGCUGAGAAAAAAGGCCAAUACGGUUUGUUUGUGUACCUCAUAACAUUGUUUACUAUUGCAGGGAGUCCUCGGGUUAAGACGGUCUCGACCUAAAACGUUUCGACUUUACAACGCCCGUCCCCGUCCGCCAUUUUGUGUGGCUAACGCUUGUAGGCGUUUUGUCAGUUUUCGCCCUCCUUUGUAGAAAUUAUCGCCCCAAAGAAGAAAACUGUGUCUGUUCGCAAUGCUUCUGCAGCCAAAAGAACGAAGCUCAAGUUCCUAAAAAGUUUGGAGACCACCAAGGCUUCAGUCGGUCGACCGUGGUGACAAUUAUUAAAGACAAUUGUUUUUUUAAAAAAAAAAAAAAUAUUUAUUAAUUUAUUAUUUAUUAGUUAGGGUUCCGUUCCUCUGUCGGAUACAAUGAUCGCAAAACAAGGUUCUUUGAUACUCGUCGAGAUGGAGAGGAUUGAGGACCAGGUUCCUCCGCGAUAGCGAAGCGCAGCCUCCCCUUCUUCUUCUCCAUCCGGCUCUCAGCAGUAAUGCUAAGACUGAAGUCGAAAUUCGGGUUAAGUCGCUACUCUGGGAACGGAUCUCAGUCGUAGACCGAGGACUCCCUGUAUGUAGUUCAGUGAGCACAGUAUGCAGCUAACGGUUAGCAUUGCCACAAGGCAAAGCAUGAACAUCUUUAAGGUGUUGUUACAUUUGAGGUUUUUAUGCAAAAUGCAGUUUUGAAAUCCAUCCAUCUGUCUUCUACUACUUAUCCGAGGUGGGGUCGCAGGGGAGCCCGGACUUCCCUCUUCCGGGGCGAUCCUGAGGUGUCCCCAGGGUCUCUUCCUGGUGAGCACAUCUGGAACACCUCAACAAGAAGGCAUCCAGGAUGAAAUCCUCAAAGAAAUCCUCAAUCCCACGCCCGAGUUUUUGCUUCAGUGACCACCAAAGCUGCGUUCCGCUUGGCCAGCGGCUACACAUCAGUUGCCUCAGGAUCCCCACAGCCCCAAAACGCCCGAUGGGAGUCCUUCUUCAUCUUAAAGGUACCCGUCACCACUGGUGUCUCCCGUCGGCUACUGGGAUUGUCGCCACGAUGUGCACCGACCACGCCUCACUAAUCGAACCACGGAAGAUGCUCCACUUGGACUCAAAGUCCUCCGCCUCUCCUGGGAUGUGGAUGAAGUUUGGCCGGAGAUGAGGGCUGAAACGUCUUCGGACAGGAGUUUCCACGUCCCUUGAGCCGGGGAUCGACCGGUUCGCGCUGCACCAGACCCCCAUGGCCCCUCCCACAGGUGUUGAGCCCAUGGGGGGGGGGGGGGUCCACGUGUCCCUUUGGGACUCUGCCCGGUCGGGCCCCUUUGGUGCAGACUCGUCCACCAGGCGCUCGCCUUUCAACCCCACCUCCAGUCCUCCCUCCGGAGGUGGCGUGUCCCCCACCGAGCGCGGCCUGGCGUGGCGCUUCCUGUUCGGGAUGUACCCGUGCGGCUCCACCGCGUUAGAGCGCCCUCUGCUGCAGGAGCAGCUGGCUGUGCGCUACAAGGUCAUGAAGGCCAAGUGGCAAAGCUUCCUCCCCGCGGCCGUGCAAAUCCACCUCAACGGCACCGACGCUGAGCUGGUGGCUGCUGUUGGGUAUUUUCAGCAGAGGCAGGAACUGGUCCAGCGACAGGCUUCCAACUUGAGCGACGAGGUUCAGGACAGGGUGACGUUUUUGGAACUGCAAGCGCAGAUCUUGUUUGAGCGUGUCACGUUUGACCGGGAAGAACUGCAGGAAGCCAUCCGAAUUAUUAACAAAGACGUUCCAAGGACCAGCAGAGAUCUGAGCUACUACCAAGGUGAAGGUUCAGGGAAUCUGUUAGUGUUGAGGGACAUCCUCAUCACCUACGCCGCUUUCCAUCCAGAAGUGAGUUACGCCCAGGGAAUGAACGACCUGUGCAGCCGAUUUCUGGAGGUCAUGGACUGCGAGGUUGACAGUUUCUGGAGUUUUUCGUGCUACAUGGAGAAAUUCGCCAAGGAUUUCCGUGAAGAUGGUCUGCACAGAAAAAUAGAGUUGGAGGCGGCCCUGUUAAAGGAAUUGGACCCUCAGCUUCAUGUCCACUUGGUCACAGACACCAUGGAGAGCUUCACCUUCUGUCACAGAUGGCUGCUGCUCGGCUUCCAGCGAGAGUUUGAAUACAGCGACGCGCUACGUCUGUUUGAGAUUCUGAGUUGCGACCACCUGGAGCUCAUUUCCCAGCAAGUAGACCGAGCCCGUUACGAGGAAAGGCUGGCCCAGAAAUAUUGUACAGACGACGCGUGUGAGUCGGAGCUGCAGGCCGUCAACACAGACUUUACGUUUGAGCUUUUCAUCUGCGCAGCCAUCCUCUUGGACCACAGAGACACUCUUUUGCAAUGUCGAGAUGAAGUUCAGCUGAUCCAGUUCACCACCAGCCUUCAGGGAACACUGGACUUGAACAGCACCCUGAAGAAGGCAGAGCAUCACUUUUUCAACUACUGCAAACGCUGCGCUUGGGACUCCAUGAACUGCCGCUGCCGAGCACACAAAACCAAAGAAGAAGACUUUCUCUUCCAGCUCCGCAGUUUGUUUGUUUUAAGAUAA